AUGUUGCACACGUCACUAUUGAAUGUACUAGGGAGACCAGUAUGUUCAAUGCCUUAUUUGUUCAGACCGAACCUUGCUCACAAUUUCAGGGGGAUCUUCCCUCAAGCAUUUACCCGGACAAUCCAAAACAAGACUCGUCGUGUCCGCGAGGGUCUCCUUCCAGAAAUCACGGAACAGGACUGCUCUGACCAAAUGAACAUUCUCUCUAAUGUUCUUUUACCUGAACUUGAUGUAGCACCUUUCGCCAUUGCCCAUGGCGAUAUAUCACUUGCCUUUUACAUCCGAGAAUGGGGUACAUGA
Monascus purpureus is the source of this 300-nucleotide messenger RNA. The record is from the annotation of a GenBank genome assembly. Lineage: Eukaryota; Fungi; Ascomycota; Eurotiomycetes; Eurotiales; Aspergillaceae.